Messenger RNA from Rhincodon typus (whale shark), 2699 nucleotides. Its product is annotated as nuclear receptor corepressor 1-like. Lineage: Eukaryota; Metazoa; Chordata; Chondrichthyes; Orectolobiformes; Rhincodontidae. Gene Ontology annotation, molecular function: nuclear thyroid hormone receptor binding; transcription corepressor activity. Gene Ontology annotation, biological process: negative regulation of transcription by RNA polymerase II. The annotation marks the transcript as partial. The record is from RefSeq and is a predicted model, not a curated record. The transcript has 13 exons.
CUAUAAAAAACAUACGAGAAGGGACCAGGAGUCCCAGAACAGGCCACGAUGUCCAUGGGGUCAAGCGGACCUAUGACCUAAUGGAAAGCGGAUUAAGUAGAGUCCCAGUGCGUGAAUCCUCGGUGUCUGCACCUUAUGAAGGUCUCAUCAGUCGUGCAAGGGAAAGCCCACAUUUAGCAGAAUCUAAAGAUAGGGCUGUUCCAUCAGGAUCAAUAAUGCAGGGUACACCAAGAGCAUCCAGUGAGACCUUUGAAGAAAGCAUGAAGUAUGGUAAACAGAUCAAACGGGAAAGCCCACCACUGCGAACCUUCGAAGGGUCCAUCACAAAAGGCAAACCUUAUGAGGGAGUCACUACCAUUAAAGAGAUGGGUCGCUCAAUCCAUGAAAUUCCAAGACAAGAAAAUCGCAAAACCCCAGAAAUUGUACAGAGCAGCAGAUCGAUUGUGGAAGGAUCUAUAUCUCAGGGAACCCCGGUGAAGCAUGAAAGCCAAUCUGCCAUUAAGCAUGAUGUAAAGUCUCUGAUCACAGCCUCCGGCAAGCACCCACAUCCCAUGCACCAGCUGGAGAUGAUCUCGGAGGGUGUGAAGGUCGUGGAAAGGAAGUAUGAAGACAUGAAACCUGCUGAUCAGCUACGAGGCCGUCAUAGUGCAGUGGUCAGCUCUGGGACCUCUGUGCUCAGGUCAACAAUGCAUGAAGCUUCUAAAUCUCAGCUGAGUCCGGGCCUCUAUGAAGAUCCCAAUGCAAGGAGAACACCAUUGGGAUAUCCUGGCUUCAUUCCUAGGGGCCCACCAAUCGUCAGCAGACCACAAGAAGGUGUCAUGACUUCAGGGAAGUCCACUGGACAUGAAAGGAAGACUACUCUGGUCCCAACACAGAGAGACAGCUUGUCUGUGAAGUCCCCAGUCUCUGUGGUGGACCCAUCAGCAACUCUCGGUCCUUAUGAUUCUCUCCAUGGGAGAGGGAAUCCUGAAUAUAGAAGUCAUGUUCCUCACCACUUCGAGCAUUCAAUGGCUUUUCAUCGAGCAUUAGACCCAGCUUACCUGUUUUCCCGGCAGCUUCCUCCAAAUCCCAGUUACUCUAGUCACUAUCAGCUGUAUGCAAUGGAGAAUACACGACAGACCAUCCUCAACGACUAUAUCACUUCUCAGCAGAUGCAAGUUAUCACCAAGCCAGACGGCACCAGAGGAAUGUCACCACGAGAAACUUUAGGUGUUCCCUAUGCUGCUGGAUCCAGAGCAAUCAUCGAAUUGGGACCGGUGUCUCACACCAUACUCGUGCCAGGUGGGAGCAGUACUCCUCCUAUGGAGAGAAUAACCUACAUCCCGGGGAACCAAGCCCCUUACCCUGGCAGAUACAACCACUCUCCUAUAUCACCAGGUCACCCUGCACAUAUGUCUGCCACCACAGCCACUGCAGAGCGUGAAAGAGAAAAAGAGCGAGAGAGAGAACGGGAGCAGAGGGAACGGGAACGGGAACAAAGAGAACGGGAGAGAUUAGCUGUGACAACUUGUGACCUGUCUUACCUUAGAGCAGGUCCUGAACAGACCAGUAGGCCAAGUAGCCAUGGAUAUGUCCGUUCUCCAUCGCCAUCAGUACGAACGCAGGAGACCAUCUUACAGCAACGACCCAGUAUAUUUCAAGGAGCCAAUGGCAAAGGGGUUAUAACUUCACUGGAUGCAGCUACGCAGUCUCGGAUAAUGCAGGUACCACAGGGAGCCCUGUCCAUGGCACAGGGAUUGUCUGCAUCCCGCUACAACACUGCAGCAGAUGCCCUUGCAGCAUUGGUGGAUGCUGCAGCCUCUGCACCUCAGAUCGAGAUGACAAAGGGGAAAGAGAACAAACAUGAAGCCCCCCGAGUGGAAGAAAUGACCGCUCGCAGAGUUUCUGAGCAGCAGCAGAAUAUUCAUCACCAGACACAGCAACAGCCACAAAGUGAACAUGAGCGACGGUCAGUACAGUCACCGUAUUCAUCCACGGCCAAGGGUCAGGGUCAAUCCAGCUAUCCAGAGAACAUUAAGGACAAAGCACCACCCCCCAAAUCUAGGUAUGAAGAGGAACUCCGGACUCGAGGAAAGACCACAAUAACAGCAGCAAAUUUUAUAGAUGUGAUCAUCACCAGACAGAUUGCCUCCGAUAAAGACAGCCGUGAGCGAGGAUCUCACAGCUCAGACUCCUCCAGCAGUGUAUCUUCCCAUCGCUAUGACAUGCCCAGUGUGGAUGCGAUUGAGGUAAUCAGUCCUGCAAACUCACCUGUCCAGUCACAGGAGAAGGCUGAACCUGUCCAGCCCGAGAUACACAAAUCUUCCCAGGGAGAUGGUGAGCCUAAUACCCGAGGGUUUGAUGUGCCCAUGAGUCGGUAUAGGAUGAUGCAGAAGUCACCGUCUCCACAGCAGCAGACACCAUCUUCCCAGCCUGACAGCGUGUAUUCCUCUGUUCCUAACCCUCAAGUUUCCAAAACACACAAAUUGAUCACUCUCGCUGAUCACAUCCAUCACAUUAUUACACAGGACUUUGCCCGAAACCAACCCAACAGCCCGUCAUCACAACAGCCUCCAGUGUCUACAUUCCAAACAUCUCCAGUGCUCUCUAACCGAGGAAAGAGUUCCACUCAUUAUGGCACAGACUCUCAGCCACAGACCACUCAAACAGCUCUUCUUCAGAGACCACCAUCCAGGGUCUCUCCUGAAAAUCCAACCGAA